Cyprinus carpio (common carp) is the source of this 5337-nucleotide messenger RNA. RefSeq names its product lysophospholipid acyltransferase 2-like. Gene Ontology annotation, cellular component: membrane. Gene Ontology annotation, biological process: lipid modification. Lineage: Eukaryota; Metazoa; Chordata; Actinopteri; Cypriniformes; Cyprinidae. Bases 275 to 1783 code for a protein of 502 amino acids. The transcript has 13 exons. Gene Ontology annotation, molecular function: acyltransferase activity. The record is from RefSeq and is a predicted model, not a curated record.
GUAAAGUUAUUUUGCGCUGUGUGUGUGUAUGUGUGUUUGUAAUUGAGCAGCAGUAGUUUGAUGUAAUGGAGUGGAUGGGCGAGUCAGUCCGCCUACACGGCCUUUGUGUUGAUGUUCAGGCGGUGCAACAGCGCUGACAGUCCGCGACCAGAGCAGCACCAGAGAACAGCAUUCCCAACACCCAUCCACCAUAAAGAGAGGAAGAGAGGGAGAGAAAGAGGACAGACGGGGUUUUGGGCGAUUUGACUGUAAGGGAGUGUAGCUGGUCUGAAUCAUGGCCACUUCAACGUCAUGCACGGGCUCCACACUGCUGCAGCCAAUUAGUAAGAUUAUUGAUCUGCCACUGGACCAGGUAAACUUUGUUUUGUGGUAUGUCUUCUCUUUGGUCUGGUCAUUCUGGUUCAGACUCUACCUGCACCCUAGCAAGACAAGUCCCUUCAUCCGGCAUGUAGUCGCCACCCUGCUGGGCUUCUAUUUGGCCCUCUUCUGCUUUGGCUGGUAUGCCUUACACUUUCUGGUACAGAGCGGUCUCGCUUAUGGCGUUAUGAUCUUCACAGGCGUGGAACACAUGCACAAAUACUGCUUUGUGGUUACGCUGGGAUAUCUCAGUUUCUGCCAGGUUACAAGAGUCUAUGUAUUUGACUACGGCAUGUACUCAGCAGACUUCACUGGGCCCAUGAUGGUCAUCACACAGAAGAUCACAAGUUUGGCCUUUGAGAUUCAUGAUGGGUUGAUGAAGAGGGAGGAGCACCUAAAGCCCAGUCAGAAGUAUCUUGCUGUCAGGAAGAUGCCCAGUCUGCUGGAGUAUCUGAGUUAUAACUGUAACUUUAUGGGGAUCUUGGCCGGCCCGACCUGCUCCUAUAAUGAUUACGUAGCCUUUAUAGAAGGCCGAUGCUAUGAGCCCAAGCACCUGGAGUCAAACGGCAAAGAGAAUGGGAAAUUCAAGCAGAGUGACCCUUCACCUAAGAGGGAUGUGAUCCAGAAAGUGUGCACGUGUGCUCUGUCACUAAUGGUUUAUUUGGUGAUCUACGCUGCCUGCCCUACGGAGCGGGUCAUCGACGACACCUUUAUGGCCUCUAACCCUUUCUACAUCCAGGUCUUGUACCUCUACAUCUCCAUGUUGGCUUUACGCCCCAAAUACUACUUUGUAUGGACGUUAGCUGAUGCCAUCAACAAUGCAGCUGGUUUUGGGUUUAAUGGCUAUAACACAGAUGGCACCCCCAAAUGGGACAGAAUAUCAAAUUUAAGAAUACUCAAUAUUGAGUUUGCCACCAGCUUCAAGAUGUUCUUGGAUAACUGGAACAUUCAGACGGCACUUUGGUUGAAAAGAGUGUGUUAUGAGCGCUGCCCGUACAAUCCGACUGCGGCCACAUUCCUCCUCUCAGCCAUCUGGCACGGAGCUUACCCAGGGUAUUACCUGACCUUCAUCACAGGCAUUGUUGUAACAAUGGCAGCACGGGCAGUAAGACACAAUGUGAGGCAACACUUCCUGGGCUCCGCCACGCUCAAGCUCAUCUAUGACAUGAUCACGUGGUUCAGCACACAGAUGGCCAUUUGUUACACUGUUGUGCCAUUUGUACUGCUGGCAGUGGGGCCUUCACUAAAGUUUUAUAGCUCGUGGUACUGCUGCAUUCACCUGCUCUGCGUGUUGCUGGUGCUGGUUUUACCCGUGAAGUCCAGACGCACGAAACAACAGGAACAGCUGAGCAGCGUUCAGGCCAGCGAACAGAACUGUCUCUCCUCUCCUGACAACAACUGCAACCAGAAGCAGAAAGCCUCGUGAGGGCAGGAAGGGCUGCUCGUCCUGCACACAGCGCUGUGAGGAACUCUGAUAUCAGUACUGAGAGACACAGAGCGGCCAUUUCCUCCCUUAGAUCCAACCACACUGACAGAGACAUAAACUCCAGCAACAAUACAGUGAUUGGAGAUGGGUUUUAAACAGGAAAUCUUCAUAGGAUCGUAUGAAAUUGGUUGAUUGAUUAUUAAAAUGGUGAAUAAUUGACUUCUUUGUCAGUUAAUCUGAAGUUGCCUUAAACACUCCAUAUAUUUAGGACCUGAAGCCUCGUAUGGGGAUGGUGUUACAUAGGAACAGACCAGUCAUUGAUGGCUUAUUGAUUCACUACAUUAGUGCAGGAAGUCUAGCACUGGAAUCAAGUUCGACGGUACCUAGAAGGUUUCUGCCAUUGUCAAUUUAACAAAGUAACCUCUUUUUCAGUUCUUCUCAAAGGAAAUGUGUGCGGUAAAUGAUAAGAAACGAGUCCAGUUGUGUGUUGCCAAACUUAUAGGCCUUAGGUUCCUAUCUCUUGCCUUUGUUUCAUCUUUAUUCUUAAUUUCUGUGGGUUUCUAGUAGGUUCAUAUCUGCUGCUUUCUUUCUCAGCCUUUGUCAACAUCUUCGAGUGUGUUGUCCUUUGGAAAAUUUUUGCUAUCAUUUUUCAGUUCUUUUUGUUUAUUAUUAUUAUUAUUAUUAAUUUUGGUUGGAUUAAGGGUUAUAUUAAUGCUCUUUUUAGGUUUCCUCAGGGCACACAGGUCUUGUUUUAGACCAUUUUAGAUUUUUUUCUUUAACAUCUGUGUUUCUCCUGCGACAUAGAGCCCAUCUGGAGAAAACAGAAGACAGUUCAAUAAUAUUCAUUAUCACAGCUUGUUUGUGUUUUUAUGUUACAGACAGAUAUGGGAAGUGCAAUAACUGUAUUGUUUCCAUAGGUGCAUGUUAAUGGAAAAUGGAAAAUACUUUGCAAACACUGCUAACGCUCUCAUCACAUCAACAAUAGUCCGAAUUUUGUAGUGGUUCAGUAUGUAAGUACACUACCGGCCAAAAGUUGGGACAAAUCAGAUUUGUUCCUCUUGAUCUUAAAAACCUGUUGAUCUAAAGGCGUAUGCUUGAAAUGAGUAAAUAUGAAUACAAAUUGUGCCAACAUAGUAAUUCCUUAAAACGAAAAUAUGUAGUUUUAAUAGCGUUUUUUAUUUAUUUAUCUUUUUUGUCCAUCUUAUCCGUUGUUUCGUUUCUUUAUCCAUCUUUUUUUGCUUUGUUUUGUUUUUUGUUUUAUUUUGUUAUGUUUUGUUGUGUUGUUUUAGUUUUUUUGUUUUUUUUGUUCUGUUUUGUUUUGUGGUUUGUUUUUGUUUUGUUUUGUUUUGUGAUUUGUUUUUGUUUUGUUUUGUGAUUUGUUUUUGUUUUGUUUUGUUUUGUUUGCCUUAUAGUGUUGGAAAAGCAGCCAACACCAGUGCUCAGCAUGCUUGGGAACUACAUAAUUCCUAUAUUUCCAUUUGUUAUUUUAUAGUUUUGACGACUGUGUUAUUCUAAAAUGUGGAAAACUGUAGUAAUAAUAAUAGUCUUAACUUUUUACUGGUGGUGUACUGUACAUGCAGUCAUCAGAUACAUGCAGUUUAAACUUUUAUUUAAUGCCCCCCCUCCAUGAAUACAUCAAUACUCUUGGGCCCUAAAGAAACCUGCAAGUUGUGUGAUUUCAUUUAAGAAUUUUACUUCAACUGUGAUCUUCUAAAAGGCCUUCGAGAGCCUUGCUCAUUUGUUUCAAGUGUCUGGAAAAUCAGACCUCAUCAUAUUCCGCAGAAUCUAAUUUUUGAUAUGUGUAAUUAUGUUGACGCAUUUAUUUUCAUCCAAACAUUUUAUCCCUUGUUCAAAGCGACUCUAUAUGUUAGUUUUUGUUUUGUUUGGUUUUCAUUUGGUAAUGAAGGGCUGAAGGGACUAAAGCAUUUACCAAAGUGAGUCUCACUGGAUUUUUGUGAACUAAGCAAGUUCAGUAACAAGAAAAACAUAUUCUUGGGCGUGAAGUUGACCAGCCUCCAUUUGGAGAAAACGCUCUGAACCAGCCCCCUGUGGUUUCGUAAGCACACUUCUCUAAAGUCUUAUUGUAUUGAAUUACCAUAAUGACUUACAGCCCUGUACCAACAGUUUUAGUUACUGCAAAACCAAUAUGAAGCUUAAUAAUAAGCAACUCUGCUGGAAAGAUCCAGAUAUAUACUGUAUAAUUUCUCUUUUUGGCCUUUUUGUCUCUUUUUUAUAAAGGUUUUGCUUAUUGAUUUCUUUUAACUGCCCAAAGGGGAUAUGUCCCACAGUAACCAGUGUACUAACUAGCACCUCAAUGCAAAACUUGUUUUAAAUGUCCAGAGUGCCAAAUCACAUGAGGUGCACAAAAAGAUCAUGUUAUUUGUACAGGUUUACAACAGGGUGAGAGGUUUGUACUUUAAAAAACAAGUCAUUUAUUUGGUCUGAUGCUGACGUUAUUUUUACCUACUGAGAUUUUGGGAUGAAAUAUUUUUCACUCCCUCCCUAUUUGCACUUUUGGUAGGAAUGAGUCGGGGUAGAGCUAACUUGCAAGCAAUGCAAGAAAGCAAUGCAAGAAACCUCAGUGCUACUCAACAGUUAGAGUUUGUGGUUAAUGGAUGAAUUUGCCCAAAAUGUUAAAUUCAUUGUAGCAGCGAAGGAGAAUCAGGAUGGUGUUCCAGUGUUAUGGGGAUAUAGUGUAAACAGGCUUCAUCCAUAGAAAGACGUUAAAUGUGUGUUAAUUUCUGUUUACGUGUAAACAUCGUCCCUUUGUUCAGAUAAUGUUCAGCUUAAUACAGCGUAACAUCUUUUUUAAGGCCCAAGUAAAAGUGGAGGCACGUUUUUUAAGGCCUUAUUUAUCUGUAAUAUUUUGAUUUAGUCAUCAUUUAUUUCAAUACCAUUUCCAACUACUGAUUCUACAAAGAAUGACCCAAAACUGUGUUGACUACUGUACGUUUUUUUAUUUUUUAUUAUUAAUAAUAUAGUGCAUUUGUUGUCUAUCAGCCACCUCAGUUCUGUUGUUUGUCAUUGUCUUGUUGGUCUUUAAUGGUCAUCCAAAAUAAGUGAUUGUGACCCUUAGUGAACAAGCAAACCCCCUUAACUGGUUGCUAAAGCUUUCCAGAUAUUGCACAGAAUCGAUUAACUUUUCCAUUGUAAUUCCUACUGACUGGUUGUGAUGUUGCAUAACCUGGCAGUGUACAGCAAAACUAUAAUGUAAUACGUUUGUGGAGAGAUACAGAAAUAAGUAAUCCCUUAUAUGUUAGCUACUUCAAUAUAUAUCAGUUCACCAAUAUACAUUAUACAACACAAGGUUGUCUGUGCAAAUGUACUUGGAUUGAGAACUGUCCAGAGGAGAACAAACACAGCCUCUUUUUAUUUUCUGUAAUAAUCAGAAUCUGAGAUGUGAUACUUACCCAGCAUUUGAAUUAUUUGACAAACCGAGUGCUCUGAAGUUGUACCAAGCCAAACCAUUUUUCCUUUGAAUAAAGGAUUUGACAUUAAAAAUGAAUUCCACUACCAUGAUGACAGUCUCAAAACAAAUAAACCAUAUUUUCCUU